Molecule: messenger RNA, 1870 nt
Organism: Bombina bombina (fire-bellied toad)
Lineage: Eukaryota; Metazoa; Chordata; Amphibia; Anura; Bombinatoridae
Gene: TSPAN3
Product: tetraspanin 3
Exons: 7
Coding region: 76-837 (253 amino acids)
Biological process (GO): protein maturation; protein localization to plasma membrane; regulation of vascular endothelial growth factor signaling pathway
Cellular component (GO): membrane
Source: RefSeq, a predicted model, not a curated record
UUGUGCUAGUUGCCGUGGGAUCCAGUGGGCCGGGAGCUGCGUCACACAGCGGGCCUCCAUAUUAAAAACGGAGAGAUGGGGCAGUGCGGGGUGAUCUCCUCUAAGACCGUUUUGGUUUUUCUUAACCUAAUUUUUUGGGCUGCAGCUGGGAUCUUGUGCUAUGUAGGAGCCUAUGUGUUUAUCACAUAUGAUGAUUAUGAACACUUCUUUCAGGAUGUAUAUACCUUGAUCCCUGGGGUUAUAAUUAUAGCAGCAGGGGCUCUCUUGUUUAUCAUUGGUUUAAUUGGCUGCUGUGCCACCAUAAGGGAAAGCCGCUGUGGACUGGCAACAUUUGUUAUUAUCCUGCUCCUCGUGUUGGUGACUGAAGUGGUUGUGGUCAUUCUUGGAUACAUUUAUAGAGCAAAGGUAGAGGAUAAAGUUGAUCAGAGCAUUGCGGAUGUAUUCAACCAGUACAAUGGUGCAUCCCCUGACUCAGCCAGCCGGGCAAUUGAUUAUGUACAAAGGCAGCUUCAUUGCUGUGGGAUUCACAACUAUUCUGACUGGGAGAAGACACCAUGGUUUAUUUCCACAAAGAACAACAGCGUCCCACUCAGCUGCUGCAAACUUAGUGCCCUCAACUGUACCGGAAGCAUGAGUCGGCCUUCAGACUUGUAUUCUGAGGGCUGUGAAGCUCUGGUUGUGGAAAAGCUUCAGGAAAUAAUGAUGUAUGUGAUCUGGGCAGCACUGGGAUUUGCUGCCAUACAGCUCCUGGGAAUGCUGUGCGCCUGCAUUGUCCUGUGCAGAAAGACACGUGAUCCUGCCUAUGAACUUCUCAUCACUGGCGGUACCUAUGCAUAAAAUCCACUACAAACCCCUAUAGCAGUUAAGGGGUUUGUUCAAUAUUGAAGUAAUUUCACUUGCUGACACUAAACACGCGACCUGCUGAUGUUUCUCACCCCAGUUCAGCAGUCAAAACAAGGAUUAUCGCAAAACAACUUCUCAAUAGAAUUGAAAUAUUGAAAAUUAUUUAAGAACAGAAGUAUAUAUAUAAAAAAAAAUCUUUGAUUCUUAAAUGGAUGUUUGAAUUCUACUUGUGUCAGUGGAGUAUGGUGACAUAAUCCCUUUUUUUGUGUGACAUCACUGUCUGCUUAACAAGUGUUUUCACAGACUGAAUCCUUGUUCGUUUUUUUUUGUUUUUUUUUUGUUUUGUUUUUUUGUGAAAUAAGACAGUAGUAAAUACUUUACGUUUUGAGGCACAGUAUACAUUCAUUUAUUUCCAAAGGAACAGGCUGCCAUUUCAUUUGUACAGCUUAAGAGGCAACUGACUAUUUACCCUAUUACCUGCAGUGCUGCUUUCUGUUUUGUUUGACAAGGGUAAAAAGUUUUUCACAGUGUCAUCAACUUUUAACAUUAAAAGCCUCCAAAAUUUAUAUUUGAGCAAAAUUAUGUAUGUCCUAAAUUAUACACCAAUUAUUUCAUGUUUGUUUUCUCUUUAAUCUCAAAGCUUAGCUCUUAGCUGAUUGAGUCUCACUGUCGUCGUACUUUAUCAUCUCAAGAUAGGGAAUUAGUCACACUGUUAGCAAUUCAGGAGAACUAUUCACACCUCUUAGUUUUCAUAAAAGCAUAAGGGUGUGCUCUUAAUAAAAUGUUUAUGGUUUGAUAAAUAUUAAACGUAGGACUUUGAGUUUUUCUUAAAUCAUAUGCACUACUGUUCCUUUUUUAGGUAUUUAGAUUAUUUUUUUUAGCUGUUCUAUGUGUCAAGUGAAGAAUUAGCGAUGUAGUAUUCUCUGAAUCAACAAUGUUGCAUUUUAGAACAGCUAAAUUAUUGUGUGUGACUGGAACUGACAUGUAAAUAGUAAUUGAUUCAAUAAAAAACUAAAUCCAAAAUUAA